Messenger RNA from Cebus imitator (Panamanian white-faced capuchin), 2344 nucleotides. It is a transcript of the gene RNF223, whose product is annotated as ring finger protein 223. Gene Ontology annotation, biological process: protein ubiquitination. Lineage: Eukaryota; Metazoa; Chordata; Mammalia; Primates; Cebidae. The record is from RefSeq and is a predicted model, not a curated record. Bases 1025 to 1759 code for a protein of 244 amino acids. Gene Ontology annotation, molecular function: ubiquitin protein ligase activity. The transcript is spliced from 3 exons.
CUGGCAGGGGCCCGCCCUCCCUUCCUGAGCCCAGGCCCCCGUCCUCCUCCACGGGGCCUUCCCCGCCCCCCGCUGCAGUCACGGUUCCCACUUCCCAGUGUCCCUUGGGCUCCAAGAUGCCUGGGGCAGCACUGGGGGAGCCUCUGGGUCCCCACUGAGGGGUUGGUGGCACCUGUAGGGGAAGUUGCCUGAGGCCAGCCUGUGGGGUGUCCCCGCCAGCUUUCCCACCAGGGUGGGCCCUGAACUCCCAGCCCACCAAGAGAGACACGCCCCAGGCCCGUGUGGGGCCCUCACGGUGGGGAUGGGGCCAUGGCACCGGGCCUGACCUGCCCUUGCAUGGGGUCCGCUGGGCCUGCUGGGAGAGAGCUGCCUCCAUGAUGGGGGGAGCUGGAGGCUGGACGGCCUUGGGGUGCAGCUUGGUCUACACCAGGCCCUCAAGCCCAUGGCAGAGUGUGCACUGCGGGUGCAGUCCAGGCCGCUGGCUGCUCCUCUAGGCCCCCCCGCACCCUCCAUCCCAGCCCUGCUGGCCUCAGCCCCCAGACUCACCAGCUCCAGCCCUGGUCUUUGCACACACCAGUCCUGUAGUGUGCUAUGGCGUGUGGACAGGGCACAUCCACCUCUGCCUGGCCCACCAAGAUGGGGACAAAGCCAGCCAAUCCCUGCAGCCACACCCUCGGCUGGCACAACCCACAGGGUAUAAAUAGACCUGCCUGGGAGCCCACACCCGGCAACUCACACCUGCCUCCGACCAGAGCUCUGCCCUGCGCAUUCCCUGUGCCCCGCCUGUCUGGGACGGAGAAGAAGCCACACCUGCCAGACCAGUGCCACCAGCACAGCUGCUGGUAGCCGGCCUGGGAGGGUUACCUGCCAGGUGGAGCACAGGCCGGCUGGAGGAGAGGAAGCAGACGCUGGGGGGCAGGGCGGCCCCAGGCCCUGGAGCCCCACUGUGGCCGGUGAGGACGACCAUGCCCAAGACCCGCUGACCCGCAGCUGCCAGCUCAGAGACGUGUCCUCAGGCCAGCAAAUGUGGCACAAGGCUGUGCCACCCCCUUGCCGGAGCAGCUCCACAGCCUCCAUGCCCCGAUCCCCCAGCUCGGCCGGUAGCCCCCGGUCCCCUGGCACCCCUGGCUCGGAGAAAGUGGCCUCCCCCCUGGAGUGCUCCAUCUGCUUCUCAGGCUAUGACAACAUCUUCAAGACACCCAAGGAGCUCUCCUGCACCCACGUCUUCUGCCUGGAGUGCCUGGCCCGGCUGGUGGCUGCUCAGCCCGAGGGCGGCCCCGGCAGUGAAGCUGUGCCUUGCCCCUUCUGCAGGCAGCCCACGGCCGUGCCGCCCGCCGGAGCCCCCGCUCUGCGCACCAGCCGCCAGCUGCAGGCCCGGAUGCCAGCGCAUCUGCGGCGCGAGGAGCCCGUGUGGCUGGAGGGCACCAAGCUGUGCUGCCAGCCGCCGCCUGCCACGCCUGGCCACAAGCCUGGCUUUGUAUGUGUGGACGUGGGCCUGAGCAAGCCCGCCGAGCCCCCUGAACCCAUGCCCGCCCAGGACCCUGGCCCCCGCCGGGGCCGCCUGACCCGCUGCUGGGCGCGCUGCAGGGACUGGAGGCGCAUGGCACUGGUCUCCGCCCUGCUGCUGGUGCUCUUCUGCGUGGCGCUCUGGCCGGUGCAGUGCGCCCUCAAGACGGGGAACCUACGCUGCCUGCCCCCGGCCUCCCAGCCCUCCACCACCAUGGCCGCCUUCCCCCUCGGGCCUCUGACUGGCAACUAGGAUCACCAGCCUUGCCCAGGUCAGUCAUGAGUGGGUCCCCCACUAGGGUCUCAAGGGCGCAGCAGCCACUGAAGUCGGUCCCUGAGGACCCGAAAGGAGCCCAGCAUGUCUGGGGAUUCCACUUGGGCCCCACCAAGUUCAGGCUCCAUUUAGCUUGUUCACCCCUCACUCUGCAGGCUGGGCCCUGACAGGGUGGAUGAGAGGGUCUCCAAAGCAUCCCAGAACCACAGGCUCCCACAGGCUGCAGAGACCACCCGCAGCUCCUGUUACGCAGAUGGGGAAGGGCCCAGGAGGGAAGCUGGCCAGCACCCCUCCAUCCAUGCACACAGAAUCGCCUGCCAGGGAAGGGAGGGAGGGGCGUGCCAUGACCCACCUCACGCUCACGCUUCACCCCCGGGUCCUCCCCAGGCCUUCUUCAGGCAGGGCUGGUCCCUGCCAUUGGGUGGGGGUGCUAGUCUUGCCCUCUGACUGGGGGGACGGGGGGGCAGGGCAGCCCCCCAGUGCAAGAUAACCACGGAAACUUCCAGCUGUCCCUCCAACCCUUGUGAAUUGUAGAUUUUUAAAUAAAUUAUUUGUAUCCAUCUU